Fundulus heteroclitus (mummichog) is the source of this 1943-nucleotide messenger RNA. RefSeq lists its product as uncharacterized. The coding region runs from base 325 to 1425 and encodes 366 amino acids. NCBI's taxonomy places the organism in Eukaryota, Metazoa, Chordata, Actinopteri, Cyprinodontiformes, Fundulidae. Gene Ontology annotation, biological process: DNA integration. The record is from RefSeq and is a predicted model, not a curated record. The transcript has 2 exons. Gene Ontology annotation, molecular function: nucleic acid binding.
CAAGAAAGAACAAACAAAACAACAGAUCUUGAAGAGAGAAGAGACACAGAAGUUUUCAUUAUCAAGCUAGUGCAAAAGGAAGCUUUUACUGAGGAAAUACAGAAAAUCAGAUCUCAGAAGGAAAAUUCUCUGCACAAGCAUGACAGACUAAAGCAACUAAAUGCUUUCUUGGACAAGUCCGAUGUUCUCAGGGUGGGAGGAAGAUUGUCCCAAUCAGCCUUGCAUCAUCAUGUCAAACAUCCCGCAAUUCUUACCAAGGAGUCCCAUGUAUCAGCUCUCCUCGUUAAACACUACCAUGAACGUGUACAUCAUCAAGGAAGAGGCAUGACCAUAAAUGAAUUGCGUGCAAAUGGCAUAUGGAUUUUAGGAUGUGGAAGUAUGGUUUCUUCGCACAUUUACCACUGUGUUAAAUGUAGGCGAUAUAGAAAGACCACAAAUGUCCAACAGAUGGCAGAGUUACCAGAAGUAAGAACAAAAACAGCACCUCCUUUUACAUAUUGCGGUGUUGACUGUUUUGGCCCAUUCAUGGUAAAGGAAGGAAGAAAGGAAGUCAAAAGAUAUGGAUUAUUGUUCACCUGCUUAUGUUCACGAGCUGUGCAUAUUGAAACACUUGAUGACUUAUCAACUGAUGCUUUCAUGAACGCUCUUCGGGUUCUGAUUGCCAUAAGAGGUCCUGUUCGACAACUAAGAUGUGACCAAGGGACAAAUUUUAUGGGAGCCAGAAGAGAGUUUUUGGAGCUAAUGAAGGAUAUGGACCAAGAACCACAAAGAGCUAUUGGUUGCGAGUUUGUGAUGAACGUUCCAUCAGCUAGCCACAUGGGAGGCAUCUGGGAACGGCAAAUUCGAACAGUACGAAGCAUACUAACAGCAAUGUUAGAUAAAUUCUCAAACAGACUUGAUACAACUAGUCUAAGAACGCUCUUUUACGAGACAAUGGCCAUCAUUAACAGUAGACCCUUAAGUGUGGAGUAUCUUAAUGAUCCCUUGGGUCCAGAGCCUUUAACUCCCAAUCACCUAUUAACAAUGAAGUCUUCAGUUAUUCUCCCCCCUCCAGGACAGUUUUGCAGAGAGGAUUUGUACUUGAACAAAAGAUGGAGAGGAGUACAAUUUCUAGCAAACGAGUUUUGGCAAAGAUGGAAACGAGAAUAUCUGUUAAAUCUCCAACAGCGACAGAAAUGGCAGAAAGUUUCACGGAACCUCCACAUUAAUGACAUUGUGAUCCUACAAGAUGAUAAUGCUCCAAGAUGUAAAUGGAAGCUAGCUCUAGUAGUAGAGACUCUAGAGAGCCCAGACGGCAAGGUUCGAAAGGUGAAACUAAAGACAAGUGAAACGACAUUUGACAAAGGAAAACCACUGACAAGGUUGAUAUAUUUAGAAAGACCUAUUCAUAGGGUAGUGACGUUACUUGAGACUAAUACAGAGUAAAACAGACUUUAAUUCUGACAUUCAUUGAAAAAUCACAUUGAAACAAAUUAGUGAUUUUGGUGGGAGUGUAAGUGACAGUGAAAUGAUUUAUUUCUUGGAAAAAUGUAUGUUUAUUUCAGAUUAUGUAUUUUAAGUUGUUUAGUUCAAAUUUUGAGGUUUAUGUAAAAUUAUUGUAUUUUAUUUCUUUUGAAACUAUUUGUUGAAAAGUUAUCGCGAGAUUUGCGUAUAUAAGAAAGGUAGCGAGAUUUGCAUGAGAGAAGGAGCAGAAAUCUGGGAAAGAGUAGCAGUCUCGUAUUUGCUGUAGCUGAAAAGGUAUUGUAUUUAUGUUUGUAAUAUUUUGUAAAUUUAUUGGUUAUGGUGUUUUAAUUACUUAAUAUUUAAUUUAGAGUGGACAAAGAAGAAUUAGUCUAUUAAAGACCUCCGAAGUGGCAGGCGGUCACGAGUUUUCACGGCAUUUAUUAAAGAGCCCGUUUUGAAGGAAGCCGUGCCAGUGUUGUCACUUUGGAGCAACAUGGAGG